AUGUCACUACUCUUAUUCUUGACUCUCCCACUGCUCUCUAACCUCUUACCUCAAGUGCGGGGAGAUGCGAAACUCGAUACCACUCGAAUUGGAAGUGAAUAUACCUCUAUGCCUCUAUAUAGGAGUGGAGCUGGUACGAACGUACUUGACGUAUCUGUGGGGACACCAGGUACCGAGAUGAGGUUGACUUGUUCAACAAAUGUGGAUUUCUUCAUUGUCGCUGCAACAGGCUGUGAAUCAUGUAUCGAAAAUACCAAUUUAUUUCCGACGACACAAUCACAAUCAUUAAGUGUAUCGGAACAGGAUAUAGCUUACGUAUUCGACUACCCUACCGGUUCCUCAAAUACGAUGUCAAUAUCAGGUCGUUUAGGAACAGAUAUUAUAUCGGACGAAAGAGGUGAUCAAGCUACUGCUAGACCUAUGAUAUUAGCUUCUUCAAUACAGACUAAUGAUCCCUCUGCUAAAAUGGACGGUGUAGAUCUGAAGCUGAAUGAUGGUACAGCAGGGUUCUGGGGAAUGGGAAUAUAUCAAGAGAAGAAAUCUAACUCAAUCAUACCAUCACUGAUCACUUCGGAUAAUGAUGGUUCAACAGAACAACUUUCUGCCUUUACUGUUGGAUUUCAGAUAAACAAUUACUCAACCAAUUCAGAUGAUCUAGCUGGUACUGUUCAUUGGGGUGCUGUACCUGCAGAUGUCUACGAGGGAAAUUUCAAUUGGCUUUCUGUCAACUCGUCCCUUGGUGGAUCGUGGGGAUUCGACGUUGAUAGAUUGAGGAUUGGAGGAGAAGUGAUUGACUUGGAGACCCAUUUUGGAACAGUCGAUCCCGGAUUCGAUUCGAUCUUCGUGCCCACAAAUAUAGCCGAAAAGAUUUUCUCAAAAGUCAAUGGAGCUACUCGAGAUGCUGUAGAUACUACACGAUGGAACGUCCCUUGCGACGCUUCGAUAGAUCUGAAAAUAACCAUAUCCGGUACUCAAUACGCUGUGGAUCCUACAGCGUUAAUACAAAAUAGGGAUGUAGCAGGACGGACUUGUUGGAGUUCCAUCAUAGCUUGGCAAAAUGGAAGUAUACCCGAGCAGAAUGGUGAAGUAAGAUUAGGUACACCAUUCAUGUCAGGUAUCUAUGUUGCAUUGUACUACUCUGAAUCCGCGCAAUACGUUGGUUUGGCUGGAAAACCUGGUUCAGUAAAUGCGCAAAAUCUUUAUUCGCGAGAUAACGGUCAUGCAAAUAAGAAAUUGGCUGGUAUCCUCAUCGGUACACUCCUCGGUGCUCUUCUACUACUCUUAUUGCUGUGUUAUUCUCGUAAUCGGAACUCGUUUCAAUCAAUCUGGUAUCGAGCUUUACGUCGACAACAAAGAGUUCAAAUGAACGCUGUUGUACGAAGCGCUACAUUACCUCCACCAAUGAUGCCUAUAGGUAUGGGACCGGGACUACCUUUCAUGCCCCCUCCAGGAGCAGGUAUGAUGGCACCUAUGCCGGUUGGAGUAGGACCACCUAUGAUGAAUCGAAUGAUGAUGCCUUUUCCACAACAACAAUUACCCCCACAACAAUUUGGUGGAUAUCAAAACCCUCCUCCUCCGUACCAACCACCAAUCCAACAACAAGCACAAGCACAAGAGCAGCAAUUCCAACGCGGGACAAAUGAAGUUCAGAAACCCUUACUACAGCAACCACAAAUGCCCAAUACAGUGCCUCCCAAUCAUCAUGGAUUCUAUUCACCUAGAAUACAACCUACUUCGCCACCUAAAUCAGGUAUAGGUUUAUUCUCGAACCAGUAUAGAACUCGACGCUACGAUGAACCUCCUAUGUCCGCGAGUGGUGGAAGUAGAGUGCAUUUUGGUCCCACUGGAACAAGACAGAUGAGAAAUACAAGUUCGGCGUCGUUGAAUGAUUUUGGUGGUUAUGGUCAUGCCUAUGGCGGUGCAGGUGGAAGGGCGAAUAGACAAAAUCAAUUUGUGAGGGAAUAUCAAAAUAUCCAGCCGACACGCUAUGCUCCAGUCUCACAACAAGAGCAGGAACAAGAGCACGAGCAAAGAUAUGGGGAUGGAGGUGUACAAGGGGAAAUGCCAACAACAGCCGAAAUAUCAAAUCAUCAAUACAUACCGAAUACACCGAAAGAAGAAAAGAAAAAGUAUUUCUCAUGGCGGAACGGUAACGAUUAUGGACCAGUGAUAAAUCCGAAUUUACCUCCUAACGUCGAUAGAAAUGGCCAGAGAAAAAGUUGGUGGAGUGGUAAAGGUGGAGAAUCAAGAAAAGAAAUUGACGGAUUAGGUGGAUUUUCACCUAGGAUGAAGAGAGGUUUAGGGUGGAGUUGA
Messenger RNA from Kwoniella shivajii, 2313 nucleotides. RefSeq lists its product as uncharacterized. NCBI's taxonomy places the organism in Eukaryota, Fungi, Basidiomycota, Tremellomycetes, Tremellales, Cryptococcaceae. The record is from RefSeq and is a predicted model, not a curated record. The transcript has 10 exons. Bases 1 to 2313 code for a protein of 770 amino acids.